AUGUCGUAUGAUGUUGUUGAAAAUACUAUUCAAUUCACUUGGAAUUUUAUUCCCCCGGAAGAUGUUAAAAUCAUUGAAGUGGAUACUAAUGUGAUGAUUUUUAAGUUGAAAAAUAAAACCGUGGUGGACAAAGUGAUAGAUGAAGGGUCACGGAACAUUGAUGGUUACUUGGUGAUUCUCUUUGAUUACUUAUAUGGACUAAGUCAUCAAGAACUUGAUUGGACUCAACAAGCUUACUGGAUUCAGCUGAAGUAUAUUCAACCAGAGUAUAUGACUGUGAAAGUUGUGGAGGAAAUGGGUAAACUUUUGGGCGAAGUCUUAGCAAUUGAACCAAAAAAUGCUAUUCCAGUUGGAGGUGUGCCAGUGAAAGUUUGGGUGAAAAUUGAUCUGUUAAAACCAUUAAGAAGGGGUGCUUUAGCUAUCACUGCUGCUGGAGUAACAAAAUGGGUAAAAUUUUACUAUGAAAAACAACCUAGAAAAUUAUGCCCAAAAUGCAAUAUCAUUAAUCACUGUGAGGGGGCUUGUAAGGCAGCUAUUGAAUAUGUUGAAGCUCUUCAUAAGCAUCCACUGCCAUUUGGAGGUGUUGGAAGAUUGAAAAAGUCGCUUACUGCUAGAACUAGUGCAUCUUCGACUCCUAAUCAGAAUUCUAGAAUGAAUGGAAGGAACAUUACCUUUACUCCUCAAGAUGGGGUUUCUGUCAAGAUUUCUUCUGUAACUGAUUCUAAUGAAGUUCAAGCUAGGCUAGGAAAAAGAAAAAGGUUUAUUGAGAACAAACAAGUUUCAGAAGAUGCUGAUCAAGGAGAAGGUAAUGAAAAUAACACUGAAGGCGAUUUAAACUUUGUGUUGACUCAAGAUGAAAAGGAAGGGGGUAACCUCAUAUCCCAGACUGUUUUGGAUGACUCUAAUAGAAGGUUAAAUGUAAACGGUCUUCAUAGUAUGUCUUUUGUUGGGAAUCCUUUUACUUGGUCUAAUAGGAGAGCUGGUCAUGAGAUUAUUUUAGAAAUACUUGAUAGGGUUCUUUAUAAUUUUGAGUGGAUGAAUUUAUCUCCCAAUUCUACCUCUUUUCACCUCAUUCCUUUAGCUAGUGAUCAUUGCCCAAUUUUGCUGGUAACUGAUAGAAUUCAGAAUAAUACAUACAAGCCUUUUAGAAUGAAUAGGACAUGGCUUAGAAAUCCUUCUUGUAAGGAGGUCAUUAAAAAUAAUUGGAUUGUUUCUGAUCCUGGUUCUAAUGCUUAUAGAGUCACUAGAAGUCAACAUAAUAUUAAAGUAGCUUUGAGUAUUGCUAAUCAGAACGAAUCUCUUGUAGACCUUGAGAAAAAUUUAAUUCACUGGCUUGAUGCUCAAGCUAAUUUCUGGAAACAGAGAAAUAGAGAUGAGGAUCUUAGAAAUGGAGAUAGAAACACUGCAUACUUUCAUAAUAAGGUGAAUUUUAGGAAAAAAAUAACUAAUAUUGAUACUCUUAAAAAUACUAUGGGUGUUUGGGUUUCCGAUAGGAAUGACAUUGCUUCAACUCUAAAAGAUUAUUUUUUUUAUAUGAGUAGAACUACUAUUCCUGAUGAUCCUACUGAGUAUUUUGAAUCUUUUUCUCCUUGCAUUGCUGAUUCUGAAAAUAGCAUGCUUACUAGAAUUCCUGAUAGUGAUGAAGUUAAACAUGCUAUAUUUAGUAUGCAAUCAUGGAAUACCCCUGGUCCUGAUGGGUAUCCUCCUGGUUUUUAUCAACAGAUGUGGGAUGUUGUAGGUGAUGACAUAGUUAGAAUGGUUCAGUCCUUUUUUCACUCUAAGCAUAUUCUUAAACAGAUCAAUCAUAAUUUUACUGCUUUGAUUCCUAAAAGAACUGCCUCAUUAGCCCGGUUGAUUUUCGUCCUAUUAGUCUAUGUAAUGUCACCUAUAAAGUGA
This is a messenger RNA of Papaver somniferum (opium poppy), 1896 nucleotides long. RefSeq lists its product as uncharacterized. The coding region runs from base 1 to 1896 and encodes 631 amino acids. The transcript has 3 exons. The record is from RefSeq and is a predicted model, not a curated record. NCBI's taxonomy places the organism in Eukaryota, Viridiplantae, Streptophyta, Magnoliopsida, Ranunculales, Papaveraceae.